AUGGUUUCUUCGACAUUGUUGUGUCUAGUGUUGCUGCAGGCUGUUGGUGCUCUUGGGUUUCCGGCAACUCUGAAGCUGGAAAGAUCGUUUCCCACCAACCAUGGCGUUGAGUUGAAGCAACUCACGGAAAGAGAUGGUGUAUAUGGAACCUAUGAUCCUUUUGAUGCUGGACAAAUUAUAUCCGUCAUUUCCCAAAUUUCAUCACAAGGGAUUGCACCAAAUUCCUUUGGACAUUGUCUAGCUGGUGGUGAUGGAGGUGGGAUUUUGGCCUUUGGCACACCAGUCAUGCCCGAUCUAGUCUUCACUCCACUUGUGAAGUCAAUGAUGAAGCUGGAAAGAUCGUUUCCCACCAACCAUGGCGUUGAGUUGAAGCAACUCACGGAAAGAGAUGGUGUAAGACACCAUAGAAUACUACACAAGUGUGCUGAUCCAAAUGUGGUUGUUGGAUUUGAAGUAUAUGGAACCUAUGAGCCUUUUGAUGCUGGGAAGCGAAUUGUUGUGGGUCGGUUGCAAACCCUGUCAAUCUUGCCCCUACAUCAUCCACACUACAAAUUCCUAUUACUAUCUAUGAUCCUGCAAACUCGUCAACAUCUUCUGCUAUCUUAUGCUAGGACGAAAGAUGUUCUCCAAAAUCCAACUCUUGUUCAGAUAACCAAUGCACCUACGAUCUCCACUAAGGGCUGUAGCACAUCCGAAACAGGACAGAUAAGUCAAACGGAAAGAACACUUGAUGAGAUUAUAGGAUUGGGCAGACAAAUUAUAUCCGUCAUUUCCCACAUUUCAUCACAAGGGAUUGCACCAAAUUCCUUUGGACAUUAUCUAGCUGGUGGUGAUGGAGGUGGGAUUUUGGCCUUUGGCACACCGGUCAUGCCCGAUCUAGUCUUCACUCCACUUGUGAAGUCAAUGUAA
Molecule: messenger RNA, 909 nt
Organism: Lactuca saligna
Lineage: Eukaryota; Viridiplantae; Streptophyta; Magnoliopsida; Asterales; Asteraceae
Source: the annotation of a GenBank genome assembly